GUGCAUGUUACCAAUGGAAUGUAGCGUGUGGACUUGCUCUAAAAGCAGUGCUGACGAUGAUCUGCUCCCGAAUGUACAGUCACUACAGAAUCAGCUGAGAAGAACCGAAAAAAACCUCCAGACUGUAGAGAAAGCGCUUUGCAGUGAACAUUACAGCUACUGCUUCGAUGAGGUGAUAGACGUCCCUCGGGAGGACUUUGCACAGCCAAAUUACAAUUGUCAAGGCUUUUCCGGCUGUAAGAAGAGUUAUGGUAGGACAUCUCACCAGGAUUUUCAAAGAAAAUCCAAAUCUUACUCGGUAUCCACAACUUUGGAUAAAACUGUGGAAGAAAACGAACAUCUUCAAGAGAAGUUGGAUGCCCUUCAUGAGCAAAAUGUAUCUUUGACUUCUCAGAAUCACUACCUAAAGGACAGAGUGGAAACAAUGAACUUUGAAUUGAUGCAGUCAAAAACAAAAAUUUCAUAUCUUGAGGCCGCUUUAGCUACACACUUAGUCAGCAUUCCGAAGCUGAAAGAACAGAUUGUAAAUUUGGAAGCAGAAGUUUCAGCUCAAGAUAAGAUUCUGAAAGAUGCAGAAGAUAGACUAGAUCAAAGUCAGAAAACAGCAAUGGAAAGAGAACACAUUUUGCAAAGAUAUCAAAACAGCUACAAAAAUCUGAAAAUUGAAUUAAUUGAACAAAGCAAGCAAGGAAAGAGAGCACAACAGCAAAGAAAUGAAGCUUUGUUGAAUGUGGAGGAGCUGACAAGAAAUUUCACGAAGUUAAAAGCAGAAAUAACUGACAAAUUAGAAAAGGCUAAAGCUGAAGAAGUAAUCUUGGGAGAACGUUUAAUUAAUUGUGAAAAAGAAAAUGAGAAGUUGAAUCAAAAGUGUAUCAGCUAUAGAAAGAAUAUAGACAUCUUAGAAGAGCAACUAAGACAAUUAAAAAAAGAGAAUCACAACACAAAAGAAGAAAUUAAAGCUCUAGAGGCAAAGAACACUGAAAUUAUAUCAAUGCUGAGUCAGUCUGAUCAGAAAAUCAUCAAGCUUGAGAGUGAACUUUCUGAAAAAAAAGUAGUACUUGAAGAGAAAAAUGCUCUGAAAAGUGAAAAUGAAGAGCUGAGAGCACUUACUGCACAGCAACAAAACGACUUGAAAUUAUGUUGUCAAGAAAUAGAAGAUUCAAGGGAAGAGGUCCACAUACUAGAAACCAUUAUUUCUCAGUUGUCUUUAAGUACAUCUGAAGAGUUUAAAUGGCACAAUUUCAAACAUCAGAUGUUGAGUUCCUCAACAAAAGAAGCUACCUCUGAAUCUUGUAGUGAAUCAAGUAAACCUUUGAUUGCAGACCUAAGCAUUCAACUGCCAAUGAAAGAAGCAGAAAUUCAAAAGCCUGGUGCAAACUUCACUAUCUGUAGUGGAGCUGAGCAUCUUUCUAACAGUAAUGAAGGACAAGACAACAGCAGGUUAUGUGACCUGGAAACAGAACCUGUCAAAUUGAUCAGAAAUCCAGGAGAGAGAAGAAAUUGUCAACAGUUGGAACUUAUAAGCAAACAGUUUGAAAAGGUGAGGCAAAAAUUCCAGAAAGAGAUAGAAGAGCUACACACGAAACUGAUAAAAGCAGAUGAAGAGAAUUCUGCCUUGAGGACUAGCAUGGCUCAAAGAACCAGUCAGUUUCAAAUCAUACAGGAAGACCUAUUGAAGAAGGCUUCAAAAGCUAGUAGCUUAGAGAAAGAAAUAAGAAAGAAAUCUUCUCAGCUUUCUGCACUUGAGAAACAGUUAGAAGAAAAGACUGUUGCUUAUUCCACUGCUGCAGACAGAAAUGCUGAGUUGGAACUGGAACUCAUGGGAAGGAACAGAUGCAUUCAUGAGCUGGAAACAGUUAUCAGUGAAGAACAUGAGAAAAUAACUUCUGCUUUUGAAAAUGAAAGGUUGCUUCACCUUGAGCAGCACAAAGAGAUGGAGAAACAGAUUGACCUACUUCGGACACAGCUUGAGAAGAAACAUCAACAGUUCAUUGAACAAGAGAAAAUAAUAUCUAUUUUACAGCAACAAGUUGUACAUAAACAGCAUCACAUCAAAUCAUUGGAUGGGCUGCUAAUAGGAAACAGAGAGGAAAUGGAAAAUCAAAAUGUCAAGAAAGAUCAAGGAUUGAAGAUGCUGGAAAAUCAGUUAACAGAAGAAAAAAUCAAAGUGCGACAACUUGAGUCAGCACUAAAAGUAUGUAAGGAAGAAGUUGCACUGUAUUUGAGGCAGUCACAAGAAAAUAAGGAUAUGUUUGAAAAUCAGCUGAAAGAAAAGUCUGAAGAGCUUCAUUAUUUACAGAGAGAAAUAAAAAUAAAAGGUCAGAAUAUUCAGGACAUGAGUGAGCAAAAUAUUCUCCUGCAACAAACUUUGCAUCAUCAGCAGCAAAUGUUACAGCAAGAAACUAUCAGAAAUGGGGAGCUGGAAGACAGUCAAAUUAAACUUGAAGAACAGAUAUCCAGUUUGGAAAAAGAGCUUCAGAAGCAGAAGGCAUGUGCAGAAGAGGAGUUGAGAAAGGUGGAGGAAAAACUGUGCCUAGCUGCUCAGGAGGCAGAUUCAAAGGGACAGAAGAUGGAGGAACUUAAGUGUACAAUCAGACAGGUUAAACUGGAGAUGGACCAGUGCAAGAAUAAACUUUCUGGCAUGGAAGAAGAAGUAAUGCAAUUAAAACGAGAUGGUGCAAACAAAGCACUGCAGAUAAAUCAGUUGGAUAUCACUCUGGAAGAAACAAGAUCAGAGCUCAAUAAAAAGGCAAAUGAAGUGAAUGAUUUAGAAGAUAAGCUUCUUCAAACUCAGACUUGCCACAGGGAAGCCUUAGAGAAAAUAGCAGAACUGGAAUCUGCAUUACAGAGUGCACAGUACUCUCUGGAGGAGAAGAACAUUGCUAUCAUGGAUCUAACAACUGAGCUCAGGUAUUGCAAGGAUGAAAUUGAAGACAAAACGCAGGAACUCCUUGACAUGGACCAAGCACUAAAAGAAAGGAAUUGGGAACUGAAACAGAGAGUAGCUCAGAUUACACAAUUGGAUAUGACAGUUCGUGAACAUAAGGGAGAAAUGGAGCAACAAAUAAUUCAAUUACAGUCCAGUUUAGAGAAGUCUGAGUUAGAAAUUAAGGAAUGCAAUAAACAGAUUGAGAGCUUAGAGAAAAAACUCCAGCAUACUAAAGAUGAGCUUCGUGAAAAAAAGUUUGAAUUGCUCCAGAGAGAUCAGAAAAUAAAUCAGCUGAAGAAAAAAAAACAUGAAAGAGAAUAGCAUAGCCUAGAAGCUCUUGGAAAGGUACAAGAACUGCAGAAAUGAGUGCUGCUGCCCAUUGGACAAGCAGCAACCCGGGAAUGCUGUUGCUGGCACCAAAACUGAGCAUUGAAAGAGGACAUUUUAAAGUUGUAUUUCUAAAUAAGGGAUGUAGUUAUUUGUACCGAAGCAGAUGACAACAUUUUUAUUUUUUCAACUGUCACUGAGAUUAUUGCCUUCAUAUAAUAACAUAUUAAUUUAUCUUUUAUACUUCAGAAUAAAAUUUAAGUUGUAGGGAUUAAUUUUAGCUGUCAUUUUUUUCCAAGACUUUUAAAUUAUAUACUUGUUUAAUAUCUCACUUCUAAUUAAAAGCACAAUGGUACUACCUUA
Oenanthe melanoleuca is the source of this 3619-nucleotide messenger RNA. RefSeq names its product coiled-coil domain containing 18 (gene CCDC18). The transcript has 24 exons. Bases 5 to 3250 code for a protein of 1081 amino acids. The record is from RefSeq and is a predicted model, not a curated record. Lineage: Eukaryota; Metazoa; Chordata; Aves; Passeriformes; Muscicapidae.